Balaenoptera ricei (Rice's whale) is the source of this 4085-nucleotide messenger RNA. It is a transcript of the gene DDX31, whose product is annotated as DEAD-box helicase 31. Gene Ontology annotation, molecular function: ATP binding; nucleic acid binding. Gene Ontology annotation, cellular component: nucleus. Gene Ontology annotation, biological process: ribosome biogenesis. NCBI's taxonomy places the organism in Eukaryota, Metazoa, Chordata, Mammalia, Artiodactyla, Balaenopteridae. The record is from RefSeq and is a predicted model, not a curated record.
ACUCCUCUGCUGGCCGGACAGAAGCGCCCGGGCUGGACAGCGGGUGGGCGAGGGGCAGGGACCACCCCCCCCCCCUCCACCCCCGCCGCGGCGUGAUCAAUCCCCAAGCCCUUUUAGGGACCUCCUGGGGCAACUAAGGUGCCGAGGGAACAGUAACCCGGCGGCAAAGGAAGGAAACAUUGGUUCGAUGGGGCACGUCUCUUCUUGUUUCUCAAAGGAAUUCAAAGACCUGCACGGCAUGAACUGUGGGGUUGAGUGUGACUUGACACCCCCCUGCCAUAGGCCAAGCCACGAGGGACGCCAAACGGGGCGGCCGCCUCGCCCUGGGGCCCCGGGGCCCCGGGGCCGCGGCUUCGGUCUCUAGUAGCGCGGGGCCGUGUGUUCGCGGGCUCUUUGGGACCCGGAAGGCGCGCGGGCGCAGGACCCGGCGGGGCAGCUACGCGGGGUCCUCGCGCACGUCUCACGUGGGUCCGAGCGGAGUGGAGGUCCCGGUUCGUGAGGUCUCGACUUGCCUCUCCGCCGGCAUGGCAGCAGCCGACGGAGUGCUUCCCCACGUUCCCGAGUCCCGGGCCGCCGUCCCCACGACGUCCUCCAGACCCCGCCCAGCCCAGUCGAGGCGGAUGCAGCAAGCAGCGGCCACCAAAAGAAAAUACCGAGCGUCCAGUGAGGCUCCCCCAGCGAAACGGAGGAGUGAAACAUCAUUUCUCCCGGCCAAGAAAACUACUGCUAAAGAAACUCCAAGGACUUUUAAGGGGAAGGCACAGAAAACGUUUUCUCCCAAGAGGUCCUCAGGUGGUGCGAGUGAUGGAAACCAGGAACGGAAACCGGGCAUUAAGACUUCAUCCCUGUUUAAAAACAACCCUGAGAUUCCAGAACUCCACAGACCUGUAGUAAAGCAGGUGCAAGAAACAGUGUUCACUUCAGAUGCUUUUCAAGCCCUGGACCUCCACCCACAUCUAAUUUCCACAAUAAAUAUGGUCUUAAAAAUGUCUAGUAUGACCAGUGUUCAGAAGCAAAGUAUCCCUGUGUUGCUGGAAGGCAGAGAUGCUCUCGUGAGAUCCCAGACUGGCUCAGGUAAAACUCUUGCCUAUUGCAUCCCUGUGGUCCAGUCUCUUCAAGCAAUGAAAUCCAAAAUACAGCGUGGUGACGGCCCCUAUGCUCUGAUACUAGUGCCAACAAGAGAGCUGGCCCUACAAAGCUUUGAUACUGUCCAGAAACUGCUUAAGCCAUUUACCUGGAUUGUGCCUGGAGUGUUAAUGGGAGGAGAGAAGAGAAAAUCAGAAAAAGCCAGACUCCGGAAAGGAAUAAAUAUCCUCAUCUCAACUCCCGGACGCCUCGUGGAUCAUAUUAAAUCCACAAAGAACAUUCAUUUUCGUCGGAUCCAGUGGCUGAUUUUGGAUGAAGCAGACAGAAUCCUGGAUUUGGGUUUUGAAAAGGACAUCACGGUGAUACUCAACGCUGUAAAUGCCGAGUGCCAGGAACGACAGAACGUCUUGCUGUCGGCAACACUCACGGAAGGUGUAACGUGGCUAGCUGAUAUCAGUUUACACGACCCAGUCAGUAUUUCUGUCCUGGAUGAAAGCCAUGACCAGUCGAACCCAAAGAGCAAAGCCAUUCCUGAAGCUUCUCCUCCACGAGCUAGCGAUGAGCUGGACAGCUUUGCCAUACCAGCGAGCCUCGAGCAGUACGUGACAGUGGUUCCCAGCAAACUGAGGCUCGUCUCCCUAGCGGGCUUCAUCCUGCAGAAAUGCAAGUUUGAGAGAGACCAGAAGAUGAUCAUCUUUUUCUCGAGUUGCGAGCUGGUGGACUUCCACUACAACCUCUUCCUCCAGACCCUGCUGAGCGGCUCAGGGGCCCUGGCCCCAGGUGGGUUGCCACGUGCCUCCACGCGGUUAAAAUUCCUGCGGCUGCAUGGCAACCUGGAGCAGGAGGAAAGAACAGCAGUGUUCCAAGAAUUCUCACAUUCCAAAACAGGGGUUCUUCUCUGCACGGAUGUUGCGGCUCGGGGCUUAGAUCUCCCUCAAGUCACGUGGAUUGUCCAGUACAACGCUCCGUCUUCACCUGCUGAAUACAUCCACCGGAUUGGGAGAACCGCCCGGAUUGGCUGCCAUGGGAGCUGCCUGCUCAUUUUGGCUCCUUCGGAGGCAGAAUAUGUCAACUCGUUGGCUUCUCACAAAAUCAAUGUUUCUGAGAUAAAGAUGGAAGAUAUUUUGUCUGUUCUGACACGAGAUGAUUGUUUUAAAGGGAGACGAUGGGGAAGCCAGAAACCCCGCUCCGUUGGCCCCCAGGAAAUCCGAGAGCGAGCCACGGUCUUGCAGACAGUAUUUGAAGAUUACGUGCACUCCAGUGAGAGGACGGUCUCCGGGGCCAAGAAAGCCCUGCAGUCCUUCAUCCGGGCCUACGCGACCUACCCCCGGGAGCUGAAGCACAUCUUCCACGUCCGAUCGCUCCACCUCGGGCAUGUGGCUAAGAGCUUCGGGCUAAGAGAUGCCCCUAAAAAUCUCAGUGCCUUGGCCACAAAGAAGAAGAGAGCAAACCUGAAAAGGCCUGACCUUCAUAGGAAGACCCAGAGUAAACAGCGCCUUGCUGAAAUCUUGCGUUCCGAAUACUCCAGCGGGAUGGAGGCCAGCGUCACCAAGGUCAGAGAGCAAAACAAACACGCAGGGCCCGGCAGCCAGCCUCGCGGCGCCGUCCGAAACCGGCGCCCAGUUGGCCGUGGGAACAAACUAAAGCCGAAAGCCUCACGGAGGGACAGCGAGACUUCCCAGAAAGUAGUUUUAAGCUCUGCCCCCGCGGGACUGGGCCUCCGUGGAUCCCGGAGGGGGCAUCCUGUUCUCUUCCGAGGAGCCUUGUGAGGACGAAGGGUGCCCCCCCCCCCCGCAGACCCGGUGACCCGGUGCGGUGCCGAGACACGCCGCAGCCUGAGGGGUCAGGGGGGCGGGGGGCGGCACGGGAUGGAUUAGCCGCUAACCUGCCUUGUAGGUCUCUCUCUCGGAUUUAUUCCAUCAGUGCCCGUAGACCACGUGGUGCCACCACGACUUCAUGUAAAAGACUAAUGUCCUUCGCUGCAGCCGGGAAGGGAUUUGAUCCCGCCUGGCGAUGACAUUCUGAAGAAGUUUCGCAGUUUACUUCAAGCUGCCCUCUCAACGCAUAUAUUGGCCUGAAUUUUGUAAAAUGAGAUUUUAAAAGCUGGAUUGAAUCGCUAAAAGAAGAGAAAAAAACUGUUUAUCAAAUCAUCUUCUUGGUGUAUAGAUGCUUUAUUAAAACGGACCAAAGGAGCAUUUGGUGUGGGUCCCGACCGCCUCCAGGGGUCUUAUUUCCCGUGCGCAGGGGGCUCGAAGCACCACGUCGCAUUUGCGUGCAAUGCUCUCUCCUCCUUGUCCAGGGAAAUUGUACUUUCUCAGGACUAAUUGAUUUACUGUUGCCUUUUUAUUAUUUGCGUUUGAAGUCAAAGGGCACCAGUGUCCUGAGCUUUUCCUCCCAUCGAAUCCCCUCUUGUCUUCCAGAAAGGUCCUGGGGUCUGUAUUGUGGCCCAGGCCACAGCUGCCCCUCCCCCACUGUGUUUCCUGGGAGGUUUGAAAGAGGACCCCCGGGGCAUAUUGAUUUCCCAAUAAAUGUAAGAUUUGGACACGGGUAACUCCAGAGGGGUCCGAAGGAGAAGGGGGGAAGCCUCGGCACCUCUCUCUGCGCUGGGCAGUGUCCUCUCCACUUUGCCUCCUGUCCUCAGUCCACCCCCGCACCCUGAAGUUACUGGCCUGGGUGUCGAGGCCCCACUUCUGUAGACCCUCCAGAUCACAUGAACUCAAGGGCCAAGGGAGGACCGUGAGAGUUACAAGGUGGGCUGUCUAUGGGGAUCUUGGGGAUCGGGGUCGGCGUCCCUGCAUCCAUCCUCGGGUGUAAGGUGAACUUUGGCUGGCACCACACCAGAAGGGACUCAUCGGAAGGGUGACUGUGAGCCUAGUAAGCCCUGGUCCUCUGCAGGAGGGAAAAUGUGACCUCGCAGACCUGGCUGUCACAUAGGAAUUAAAAGGAACGGUUGGUGAAAUCUGUAACAAUGAUAAUAAAUAAGUCAACCUGCAGCACAA